AAUGUUAGUACUGACCCCGGCGGGAGAGGCGCCACCAUCGAUUCCAGUGAAAAUUCGCCUGCUCAUUAACAACCGACCAUCAUCGGGAAGCUUAAAAGGAUAAUGGUUAAUUAUCCGGGGGCUACAAACGAAAUCAAUGCAGGUACAAUGAUGUACUAAUUAUGUACAAUCACCUACAUUAGUUGGUUCUUUCGUUUGCAACCCCCCGCCGGCUAAGUGCAUUGUGGUAUUUAAUAGCGGGAUCGUUCGUCCUCGCAUCACACACACCGCUAUCCUCCGACCUAGUUCUCUGCCACCCCACAGGCCCCAGGAAUCAACAAAGACCGUUAAAUCAUCUCGCGUCAAGUGGAAAUGGAUGUUCGACACAUCGGAAUGUUCUGUCAACCUCUGAAGUGACAAAAAUUGUCUCCAUUAGUUCGAUGAUAUUUGGGAAGUGUAAUGGCAUCUGAUAAUUAACGCGAUUCCAUGACGUUUCAGUGGAGUGUUUCGUUGGCACGUGCCAUACAGCAAAUGGUGCACACGAGGAACUUCAGGGAUUUGAGGUUAGCAUUUUCCACUAUGCUUCAUAAAGGCCCUCGUCCCCUAGUCCUCUGCGGCCCCUCGGGCAGUGGUAAAAGCACCCUCAUAAAACGAAUGUUCGAGGAAUUCCCCGAUAAGUUCGGCUUCUCCAUCUCCCACACGACUAGGCAGCCCAGGCCUGGUGAGGAGCACGGCAAGCACUACUACUUCACCACCAAGGAGAAGAUGCAGGAUCAGAUAGACAGGGGAGAGUUCAUCGAGUCAGCGGUAUUCAGCGACAACACUUAUGGGACAAGCAAGAAGGCCGUGGAGGACGUGAUGGAAGCUGGAAAAAUUUGUGUUCUUGAUAUUGACAUGCAGGGGGUCAAGCAGAUCAAGAACACUUCGUUGAAUCCACUGUUGGUGUUCAUUAGGCCUCCCUCCAUUGAGGAGCUUGAGAAACGUUUGUUGGCUAGGAAAACCGAGACUGCUGAGUCUUUGCAACGGAGACUUUUGGCUGCUGCGGUCGAAAUUCGAUUUGGUGAUGAACCUGGUAAUUUUCAUCGCAUAAUUACCAACGAUGAUGUAGACAAGGCAUUCGGCGAAUUGCGUGAGUUUAUCCUCGACGAAGUGAAUCAAUCUGGUAAGAACGGAAGUUAAAAUCACUGCAUGACAAAAAAAAUCAUCGAAGCAUUUACCUGAAGCGUUUAUAGGGAUUAUUAAGAAACGAAAAUCAAGUUCAAUCAUUAAGCCCUAUUUUAAAGAAAGCAUAAUUUUGGGAAGUCAUUUAUAAUAAGGAACUUUUUCGAAUGAAUUUAUUUUCGUAUUUUUUUUUAGAUUUACUUUUUUGGGGUAUUCUUGAUAUUUUUUAGGUAUUCAUUGAAAAUUUAGUGAUACUUUUGAAAAAUAUUGCCGUCAUUUCGCUCCUCAGUGCGACGCUGGCCAGUUUUAAAUUUUAUUAGUUCACUUGUCGUUCAUGUUAGAGGAUAAAACUGAGAUUAUUCACCAAAUACAGUUGUGUUCCAAUAGGUAUAGGUUCUUACGACGGUAAGUAAUUUAUAAAUGCAUUAAUUAAGGGUAUUUCAAUCAUAUCGAGUUUAUUAUGAUUUUUGAAAACAAAUAAAUGACGAAAUUUUUUUUCUCUUUCACCAUUUGACCGCGCAUUUCCUUUUCCACAAGGAAAAUUUAAUGAAAUCAAUUCAGAACAUCUUUGAAGUAAUCUAUCUUGAAGGAUACAAAAUUCAUUUGGUUUUUGUUUUGCAAAAGAAAGGACGACAUCAAUUAAAAUCAUGUACUCUUAAUUAUCAUUUCGAAGACCUCCUUCGUAUCUUAAGUCGAAUGUAGUUCAAUAAUAGGCAGCUUAUAAUGUUUUUUUCUCGUGUGAAGUGGCGAGUCAUAAGAAAAUUUAUUUUUUAUUCUUUAUAAAUUCAUGAUCACUGCUGCGAGGAGUCGCUUUAGGAAAAAAUGCCGUGAAACUUUUAUGGGGCUCAGAAACUUCUCUACAAAGAAUGUCUUGUGCCAUUUGCUCGUAAAAUCACUUGGUACCGAAGUAAUUGGACAUUGAAUGCAAAUCAACCAUUAAAUUGUUUCGUUGUGUUUCCCCACUUCACCACGAUUUUCCUGUUAUAAAAAAUAAUUGACAAAACCAAUUAGCGAUAUUUUUGAUGUGAAAUAAAUUAUUUUGAUAGAUAAAACUCUAUUUAUUUUUAUUUUAUAAAAAAUUAAUUAAAAUGAAUCACUGUUGAUUAUACUUUCAAAUAUUUUCCGAAGAAACUGUUUUAGCUUAAGUUUCUAGAUUAAGUCAUUGUGGGGGCCUCCAGUAUUUUCGACACCUUGGAAAUCUCUCAUGUUCCCUAUAAUCGAGUAUUAUGUGUAAAUAGAGCGCGUGAAUAUAUUAGUACCUUGAAUAUUUCAAUUAACGAUGCAACUCAACGAGGCCUCCGUGUAGAAAAAUCAAUGUAAAUUGUGUAUAGAUGAAUAAAUAAUAAUGUGUUUCAAUGUUUAAUUAAUAGAUUAUCGUAAGACAAUUUGAUGAUUUCUGUCCAAUAAAUAAUUGUUGAGAAUUGAAA
This is a messenger RNA of Diachasmimorpha longicaudata, 2567 nucleotides long. RefSeq names its product guanylate kinase. Gene Ontology annotation, biological process: purine nucleotide metabolic process. Gene Ontology annotation, molecular function: GMP kinase activity. The transcript is spliced from 4 exons. NCBI's taxonomy places the organism in Eukaryota, Metazoa, Arthropoda, Insecta, Hymenoptera, Braconidae. The coding region runs from base 466 to 1158 and encodes 230 amino acids. Gene Ontology annotation, cellular component: cytosol. The record is from RefSeq and is a predicted model, not a curated record.